AUGCUCACCCAUCAACAUACCUAAUGAUGAAGAUGAUCAGUUGGUGAAGGUGAAAUAUAAGUUCAUUCAUCACCAACAUCAACUAACUUUACACUCAUCGGAUCAUCAAAACCAAGAAGAAGAAGACGAGGAGAAUUAUGGAGUGAGAUCAGAAUUGAUAUGUGAUGGAUGCAUCACUCCUAUAUCAACAUCAACUACCUUGGAAGUGGCAACAUUGCGACGUCUGUUGGUAUCGUAUGAACGGGUUGUUUUACGCUUGUGGAAAGUGCAACUUCAAAGUAGAUAUCGAGUGCGCUUGUAUGACGGAUACCAUACAUCACGCAGGUCACCCGCAGCAUCUCCUCGAGCAUGUGGCUCAGCCGGAUCUAAAAAGAGAUGCCAAGUCAUGGCGCUUCAUGUGCGCGGCCGGUUGUGGCUACGUCAUAGACAACGUUUGUUACAGGUGCUGCAACAACUCAUGUGAUUUCAUGGUGCACGUUAGAUGUGCUGUGUUGCCUGCAUCAGUCAGCAGCCUUAGAUGGGACGAGCGCCACCCGCUGAUGUUGACAUACGACGCGACUCUCAAUCGCCCUGGCGAUUUCUACUGCGAUCAAUGUGAAACGCGGAUGAAUCCCAAGAGGUGGAUGUAUCGCUGCCGCGCCUGCGAUCUCUCCUUCCAUCCUAGAUGCUUUAAAACUGUAUCCGGCUUAUGGAGACACAUGAAGUUGGGACAGAAAUAUGUGAACGAGGCAGCUCAUCGACACCGUCUCACAUAUCAACUUCUCACCAAAAAACGCCGUUGCGACAUUUGUGGUUGUAAUAAAUUUGAAUGUGAUGGAUUUUACUGUGCAUCGUGCAACUUCUUCAUAUGUCUCGACGACUGCGGGGCAAAAAUGAUCGGUGCUGGAGACAUGAAGGCCGUGGAUUAAUUGAGAGAAAUUAUUUAUUUCAGAUAUCAUAUGUUCAGUCCUGUCUAGAAUGAUGAUACACAUAUUCUACUAAUGUUGAUUUUGUUUUCCUCUU
Messenger RNA from Salvia hispanica, 1002 nucleotides. Lineage: Eukaryota; Viridiplantae; Streptophyta; Magnoliopsida; Lamiales; Lamiaceae. The record is from RefSeq and is a predicted model, not a curated record.